Molecule: messenger RNA, 706 nt
Organism: Anastrepha obliqua
Lineage: Eukaryota; Metazoa; Arthropoda; Insecta; Diptera; Tephritidae
Exons: 2
Coding region: 317-706 (129 amino acids)
Source: RefSeq, a predicted model, not a curated record
UAUUUGCAGAUUCUCCAAAAUGAGGCGAGACAUCUUGCAAGUUAGUUUCGUGCCGACAAAGAGAGAGACGAUCCAGGUCUUAAUUUCAAUCUUUGACCCCCUUGGUUUGUUGGCACCUUAUAGCAUAGGCUUGAAAAUACUACUACAGGAGAUAUGGCGCUCGUGCAUCACUGGGAUGACCCGCUCCCGAAUCAGCUAUACAAUCAGUGGUGUCAGUGGAAGACGUUGCUAUCAACAAUAACCUCCGUUAAGAUUCCACGAUGUUAUUCACCACUACUUCGAGCCUCUGAAUGUAAUCAACUCCACACGUUCGUGGAUGCUGGCGAGUACGCUUACGCCAGUGGAGCACACUGAGUUGCGGCAUUGCACCUUGCAUAUAAUGAGAAGCGAGAAUGCACCUAUAAUCAAUGCUGAGAAUUUCUCUACCUGGCGCCGACUAUAUCGGGUGAUAGCGGUGGCUAAUGACAUCCUAAUUAAAGAAGCAGAGCUGAGUGAAAACCAUCCAGAAAUUCUUACUCUCAGAUCCGGUAAGAGAAUUGAAAGUGACAGCAAACUAAUACCUUUAAAUGUUUACAUAAGUGACGAAAAUACGGGGAAGAGCCAAAAGCUUGAGUUUUGCCGCUUCCAUAAUUUUACCGAGAAACCAUCCAAUCACUUUUCUAAUAGUUCGACAUUAUCACGAACGAAAUUACCACAAAUUUCAUGA